CAGAUGCAGCGCACCAGGAGGUUGUGGCUCUCGGUGCUGACCUUGGCGCUGUCGCUGCUCGUGUGCCUGGGCACGCUGGCCGAGGCGUACCCCUCCAAACCGGACAGCCCCGGCGAGGACGCGCCCGCAGAGGACAUGGCCAGAUACUACUCGGCGCUGAGGCACUACAUCAACCUCAUCACGAGGCAGAGAUAUGGAAAGAGAUCAAGCCCAGAGACACUGAUCUCAGACCUCUUGUUGAGAGAAAGCACAGAAAAUAUUCCCAGAUCUAGGUUUGAAGACCCCUCGAUGUGGUGACAGAAUUUGCAGAACGCCAUCAAACUUUUCCUAAUCUUCAAUUCAUGCUCCACUCCUCUAAGGCGAAUCAGAGCGCAUUGUUCCCAGUGCAUGCAGUCAUUGUACGGAAUUCUGUAGAGAUUUUCCUUCAUCAUAUUUGUAUAUACCUUUAUUUAAAUAAAUUAUUUGUGCAUUCCAGAAUAUACCAUACUAAAUGAAGACACACACCCUGCUUUUGGUAUAGCAAAGAGCUGUUUUAAGCUAUUAGAACUGUAUUAUAACCUUCCU
Molecule: messenger RNA, 564 nt
Organism: Tinamus guttatus (white-throated tinamou)
Lineage: Eukaryota; Metazoa; Chordata; Aves; Tinamiformes; Tinamidae
Gene: NPY
Product: neuropeptide Y
Biological process (GO): neuropeptide signaling pathway; feeding behavior
Cellular component (GO): extracellular region
Molecular function (GO): neuropeptide Y receptor binding; neuropeptide hormone activity
Source: RefSeq, a predicted model, not a curated record